Sinocyclocheilus anshuiensis is the source of this 2625-nucleotide messenger RNA. RefSeq names its product nucleolin-like. NCBI's taxonomy places the organism in Eukaryota, Metazoa, Chordata, Actinopteri, Cypriniformes, Cyprinidae. Gene Ontology annotation, molecular function: mRNA binding. Bases 104 to 2050 code for a protein of 648 amino acids. The record is from RefSeq and is a predicted model, not a curated record. The transcript has 16 exons.
GAGCGCUCUUUUCCGUCUUGUACGGAGAAGCACGUGUGACUGGACGGUUUCUACCUGCGCCACUCUCCCGUUAUCAGCUUUACUGUAAAAACAGCCUUCAGUCAUGGUCAAGCUUGCCAAGGCAGCUAAAAAACUGGCGCCUCUGAAGAAAAAGGCACCUCCACCUCCCAAAGAAGUGGAAGAAGAAUCCAGCGAGGAGGAGAGCGAGGAGGAAGAGGAGGCGCCACCAGCUAAAGCUGUAGCAAAGAAGAAAGCGGCUUCGGCGAAGGCAGUGAAAAACGGAAAAGCUGCUGCCAAACAGGAGAGUGACGAUGAAGAAUCUGAAGAGGAAGCUCCUCCCCCAAAGAAGGCAGCACCUGCUAAAGCAGCAGCACCUGCUGAGGAGUCCGAUGAAGAGGAUGAUGAUGAUGAUGACGAAUCUGAGGAAGAGCUGCCUCCACCACCCAAGAAGGCGACUCCUGCCAAAGCCACGAAGAAAGCAGCUCCUGCAGCCAAAGCUCCUGCUGCGAAGGAGGAGUCUGAGGAUGAUGAUGACGACGACGAGGAAGACGAUGAUGAAGAAGAGGAAAUGGACACGACUCCAGCGCCCAAAAAGGCAGGAAUGGUGAAAGCAAAGGAGGAAUCUGAAGAAGAAGAAGAAGAAGAAGAGGAGGAGGAGGAGGAUGAUGAUGAGGACGACGACGAUGAGGAGGAUGAUGAUGAAGAAGAAACCCCAGUUACUCAAGCAAAAAGGAAAGCGGAGACCAAAAAAGAGAAGGGAACUCCGCCGGCUAAGAAAGCUAAAACUGAUGGUGAAGGUUUUAGUCUCUACUUGGGCAACUUAAACCACAAUAAAGACUUUGAUGAAAUCAAGUCCGCUAUCGCAAAGUUCUUCUCAAAGGAAGGCCUUGAAAUUCAGGACGUCCGAAUUGGCGGGACCAAGAAAUUUGGCUACGUUGACUUCGCGUCAGAGGAAGAGCUGCAGAAGGCUUUGGAGCUCAAUGGCAAGAAGCUGAUGGGCCAACCGGUGAAACUCGACAAAGCCAGAAGCAAAGAGAACUCCCAGGAAAACAAAAAAGAGAGAGAUUCACGCACUUUGUUCGUAAAGAACCUGCCGUACUCCGUAACGCAGGAGGAACUGAGGGAAGUCUUUGACCAGGCUGUUGAUAUCAGGAUACCGAUGGGCGACAGCGGUUCUAGCAGAGGAAUCGCCUACCUCGAGUUCAAGUCGGAGGCAAUCGCCGAGAAGGCAAUGGAGGAGGCGCAAGGGUCAGAUGUUCAGGGCCGGUCUAUCAUCAUAGACUUCACCGGAGAAAAGAGUCAGAAGGGUGGCAGAGCUGUUGCAAACAAAGUACUGGUUGUAAACAACCUAGCGUUCACUGCGAAUGAAGACGCCCUCCAGAGUGUGUUUGAGAAGGCCGUGUCCAUCAGAGUACCACAGAACAACGGCAGACCAAAGGGAUACGCGUUUUUAGAGUUUGAGAACGUGGAGGAUGCCAAGGAGGCGCUGGAGAACUGCAACAACACAGAAAUCGAGGGCAGAAAUAUCAGAUUAGAGUUCAGUCAGAAUGACAGAGACCGAGGCGGAAGAGGAGGCUCUGGACCUACAAAAACCCUUUUUGUCAAAGGCCUGUCAGAAGAUACCACAGAUCAGUCUCUGAAAGAGGCUUUUGAUGGAUCCGUCAGCGCCAGAAUCGUCACAGACAGAGACACCGGAUCAUCUAAAGGGUUUGGUUUCGUAGACUUCGAUAGCGAAGAAGACUGCAAGGCGGCCAAAGAAGCCAUGGAUGACGGAGAGAUCGACGGAAACAGAGUCACUCUGGACUACGCGAAGCCCAAGGGCGAGGGUGGCCGAGGGGGCGGCAGAGGAGGCUUCGGGGGAGGCUUCGGAGGAGGUUUUGGAGGACGCGGCGGUGGACGAGGCGGUUUCGGAGGCCGAGGGGGCGGCAGGGGCGGCGGCUUCAGGGGAGGACGAGGAGGAAGAGGCGGCGGCUUCAGAGGAGGAAGAGGCGGUGGACGAGGUGGAUUUGGAGACCGACCACAAGGGAAGAAGAUCAAGUUUGAUGAUUAAGUCUGUAACUGAACUGUUUCCAUUUGCUUAAAUCCACAUUGUCAGAGCAUUUCUAGGACAUUCCAGAAAGCAUCAGUAACUGUACAGUGACCCCCGACCCCUCGCUCCCUUUUAACUGUGUGAGUUCUGAAACGUCCCAACCAUCCGCGUGAAAAUUUAAAUGUGACUGUUGUAAUUAUGCUCUGCUGGUUUAGGUACAUGUACAUGCAACAGUUUUUCUUUUUUUCUUUUAUGGUGUGCACCCCCCCCAUCAAUUUUAUUUAAAUCCUUUUUUCUUUUUAAGUUGGCUUUAGGUGAAAGUUUAAUGUGCAGUGUACCUUUUUAAUGUGCAAAGCAUAUUGUAACAUAUACAUGGAAUUGAUGCCUAUUUAGAGAUGUAAAUCUGGUUGAAAUAUUUGAAUGGGAUUAAGAUGGAUAACAAGUGUGUUGUAAGGCUAAUGUCAAAUUUAUGAACUAAAUUUGGCUUGUGACUUGAGGGUUUUGCACCCUUUUUUUUUUUUUUGUUGUUUGUUUUUCCCAGUUCAGAUUUUUCAUGAUGUAAAGAACCAUUUUGAUUAAAAUUGGUUUUUAAACUC